GAGCCAGAGGAUGGAUCCAAACUCUGGCUUGCUUUCUCCUCUGUCCCGGGCCUGUUCCCACCUGGCAGAACCCUGUAUGGAAGGUGAAAGAAGCCCAGCCCCCCGAGAGCAAGGCGGAGACCCCCACUUUCCCUGGAGCCCUGUCCCCAGCUCUAGCUUUGCUGACCCUGACUGGUUUUGCGAUGAGAACAUCCAAGCAAAGAGGGCCAGAGUGGAGACCAUUGUCCAAGGCAUGUGCCUCUCUCUUAAUGCUCUGGUGCCAGGCAAUGCCCAAGCCAGGGACAGUCCGUAUUGCCCAGAGAAGGCCCAGGAGCGGAAGAGGAAGCAGAGCCUUCCCACGCAGCAAGGCCCUCUGAAGCCAGGCCCUGUCGGAGACCAUGGCAGCGGGAAAGGGGGCCCUCGGGUAAGAGAACAGCUCUAUCAGCUGAAGCAACAGCUAAGGCAUUUGCAAAAGCACAUCUUGCAGGCUGCUGAGCCCAGGGACGCAGCUCAGGAUCCAGGAGGCUCUGAGAUGGACAAGGGCCCUCUAAGCGUAAAGCAGAGGAAGGGCUACGGAUCUAGGCCCUGGGCUGUGGACAGUGAUCACCACCAUCAGGGUUCCCGUGGGGACCUCUCCCAGAAAGAAAAACACAGAGCGUCUGAAGUCGAAUACCAGUCUGAGGAGCCCAGGUUCCUUCCUUGUGGAGCACAGGAUUUGCUGGAGAUUCUGAGGAAAGAAUUGACCGGGGCCGUGUCCCAAGCUGUGGACUCAGUAUUACAAAAGGUACUCUUGGAUCCACCGGGCCACCUGACCCAGCUGGGUAGAAGCUUCCAGGGGCUUGUGCCAGAGGGUAGCAGUGAGCCCUCGCCUCCUGAGAGAGGUAUCUGUAAAGAUCUGUUUCCUUUUGCCACCUUGCCCAGGAGGGCCCAGCCACAGACUGGGGUCCUGUUGCGAAACUUAUCAUUGGCCAACCCUCUAGAUCCUCCUAGGUACCCUGUCUCUUCAAGAAUGAUCCCCAGACCCUAUCAGGGUCGGCCAGCAAACUGUCCUCUGACUGUGCCUUCCCACAUCCAAGAAAAUCAGAUUCUUAGCCAGCUACUGAGUCAUGGACCCAGUGACCACUGGGAUAGCAGUCUUCCCCAAGAUUCAUCUUCCCAAAGUCACUCCUCCCCAGAGUCUGCCCUGCGACCUUGGGGAGCAGUCAAAUUGCGACCGUCGGUUCUGAGCCAACAGCAGUACCCCUUGCCCUUCACUUCCCCUGGUUUGGAAAGACUGCCCCUUCUUCCCUCGGUGAAGGUGGAACAGGGCGGCCUGCAGUGUGCCCCGGAUGUGCUUCCAUUUUCUUCAGUCCACAUCCAGGAGGGCCUAAAUCCUGGUCACUUGAAGAAGGCCAAACUCAUGUUUUUCUUCACACGCUACCCCAGCUCCAACCUGCUGAAGGCUUAUUUCCCUGAUGUCCAGUUCAACCGCUGCAUUACCUCCCAGAUGAUCAAGUGGUUCAGCAACUUUCGUGAGUUUUAUUACAUCCAAAUGGAAAAAUUUGCCCGGCAAGCGAUUUCAGAUGGUGUCACAAAUCCCAAAAUGCUGGUGGUACUCCGAGACUCAGAACUUUUUCGAGCUCUCAAUAUGCACUAUAACAAAGGAAAUGACUUUGAGGUCCCGGAUUGCUUCUUGGAAAUCGCCAGCUUGACGUUACAGGAGUUCUUCAGGGCUGUCUCCGCAGGGAAAGACUCAGAUCCUUCCUGGAAGAAACCCAUUUAUAAAAUUAUUUCGAAACUGGACAGUGACAUCCCAGAGAUAUUCAAAUCUUCCAGCUACCCCCAGGAGCUGUUUCGGAAUUAAGAUCUCACAAAG
This is a messenger RNA of Panthera uncia (snow leopard), 1834 nucleotides long. RefSeq names its product prospero homeobox 2 (gene PROX2). Lineage: Eukaryota; Metazoa; Chordata; Mammalia; Carnivora; Felidae. Gene Ontology annotation, biological process: regulation of transcription by RNA polymerase II. Gene Ontology annotation, molecular function: RNA polymerase II cis-regulatory region sequence-specific DNA binding; DNA-binding transcription factor activity, RNA polymerase II-specific. The record is from RefSeq and is a predicted model, not a curated record. Bases 11 to 1822 code for a protein of 603 amino acids. The transcript has 4 exons. Gene Ontology annotation, cellular component: nucleus.